This is a messenger RNA of Ricinus communis (castor bean), 6044 nucleotides long. RefSeq names its product lysine-specific demethylase REF6. NCBI's taxonomy places the organism in Eukaryota, Viridiplantae, Streptophyta, Magnoliopsida, Malpighiales, Euphorbiaceae. The transcript has 7 exons. Bases 521 to 5833 code for a protein of 1770 amino acids. Gene Ontology annotation, molecular function: histone H3K4me/H3K4me2/H3K4me3 demethylase activity. The record is from RefSeq and is a predicted model, not a curated record. Gene Ontology annotation, cellular component: nucleus. Gene Ontology annotation, biological process: chromatin remodeling.
UUUUGUUUCAAGACUACAACAGAAAGGGCUGCAAGGAAGGUGAAAGUUGAAGUCAAAUUUUACGUUGAAAAGCUAAACAGUGGUAGAAACUGUAAAUAGAAACAAAAGUGAUGUCAUUUACAGAACACAUACAAACCCAAAAUAAAACCCCACUCUCACAUGUUCACUACUCUCUCUGCUCCAUCCUCUGCCUCUCCAUUUUCACCGCUCUGUAAUUGAAACAGAGCAAAACCCCCCACCAAAAAAAAGAAGAAAACAAUUCAUAAAUAAUUAAAAAACCCAACAAACAGAGACAAAAAAAAAAUAGAAAAACAUUUAACAUAAUAUAUACACUCGCACAAAAGAAAAAGAAGGAAAAGGAAAAAAAAUAGAAAAGUGAAAUGAAGCAAAGAAUCUGAUCACCUCCAUCUCCUUCUUCUUUCUCUCUCUUCUAAGUCCAAAAAUGGACUUUGUAUGAGAAAGAAAGCCACAAAUCCAAACGCAACCCACAUAAAUAUUUCAAAUCUUUUUAAAGUUUUUCAUGGCAGCUCCUAGUGGGUUAGUCACAGAGCCAACAGCUUCACAGCAGCCACAAGAAGUCUUUCAAUGGCUUAAAAACCUACCAUUAGCACCAGAGUAUCAUCCAACUCUAGCAGAAUUUCAAGAUCCAAUUGCCUACAUUUUCAAAAUUGAAAAAGAAGCUUCUAAGUAUGGUAUUUGCAAAAUCGUCCCUCCAGUUCUUGCAGCUCCUAAAAAAGCUGCAAUUGCUAACCUUAACAGGUCUCUUGCUGCUCGUUCCAGCAGCUCCAAAUCAGCACCCACAUUCACUACCCGUCAGCAGCAGAUCGGGUUUUGCCCGAGAAAGCCCCGGCCAGUGCAGAAACCCGUGUGGCAAAGUGGAGAGAAUUAUACUUUUCAAGAAUUUGAAGCUAAAGCUAAAUCCUUUGAGAAAAGUUAUUUCAAGAAAUGUCCAAAGAAAACAGCCUUUUCGCCUUUAGAAGUUGAAACCCUUUAUUGGAAAGCUACUGUUGAUAAACCUUUCUCUGUAGAGUAUGCAAAUGACAUGCCGGGUUCUGCUUUCUCAGUGAAGAAGAUGAGUGGAGGAAAAGAGAUUAUUGAAGGAGUUACUGUAGGGGAAACUGAGUGGAAUAUGAGAGGAGUGUCAAGGGCAAAAGGGUCAUUGUUGAGGUUUAUGAAGGAGGAGAUACCUGGGGUUACCUCACCUAUGGUUUAUGUUGCUAUGAUGUUUAGUUGGUUUGCUUGGCAUGUUGAGGAUCAUGAUUUACAUAGCUUGAAUUACUUGCAUUUGGGGGCAGGGAAGACUUGGUAUGGUGUGCCUAAAGAGGCUGCCGUUGCGUUUGAGGAGGUGGUAAGAGAUCAUGGGUAUGGAGGAGAGAUAAAUCCACUUGUUACAUUUUCAGUUCUUGGUGAGAAGACCACAGUUAUGUCACCUGAAGUAUUUGUUACUGCUGGUGUACCAUGCUGCAGGUUAGUGCAAAAUGCUGGGGAGUUUGUUGUCACUUUCCCAAGAGCCUAUCAUUCAGGGUUCAGUCAUGGGUUUAAUUGUGGGGAGGCAGCCAAUAUUGCAACUCCUGAAUGGUUGAGGGUUGCUAAAGAUGCUGCUAUUCGAAGAGCUUCAAUUAAUUAUCCUCCAAUGGUGUCUCAUUUCCAGUUACUUUAUGAUCUUGCACUAGAGUUAUGUACAAGAAUGCCUGUGAGCAUUAGUGCUAAACCACGGAGUUCUAGACUAAAAGACAAGCAAAAGGGUGAAGGAGAAACAUUGGUUAAAGAACAAUUUGUCCAGAAUGUAAUUCACAAUAAUGAGCUGCUUCAUAUCCUUGGAAAGGGAUCUUCAGUUGUUCUUCUUCCUCGGAGUUCUUCAGACAUAUCUGUUUGUUCAGAUUUACGUGUUGGGUCGCAGUUAAGAGUGAACCCCUCCCUUGGACUAUGCACUAACAAGGGGAUUAUGAAAUCCUCAAAAAGCUUAGUUCCUGAUGAAACUAUGCCAGAAAGGAACUAUGGGAUCGACCAAUCAAAAGGUACCAUUUCAGUUAAAGAAAAGUUUGCUUCUUUGUGCGAGAGAAAUAGGUUUUCCUCAUUGAACGGAAACGAGAAUAAGCACACCACAAACACUAGAACGGAAAACAAGGGUACUACUCAUGGUGAUAAGUUGUCUGAUCAGAGACUUUUUUCAUGUGUCACUUGUGGAAUUUUGAGCUUUGAUUGCAUUGCUGUCGUUCAACCAACGGAAACAGCUGCUAGAUACCUCAUGUCUGCUGAUUGUAGCUUCUUUAAUGAUUGGAUUGUUGGGUCUGGAGCAACUAAUAAUAGGUUGACCACUACCAAUGGAGACCCAAAUACUUGCCAGCUGGAUCAGCCUACGGGAUGGGUGGAAAACAGUGUUGUGGAUCAUUUAUAUGAUGUUCCUGUUCAGUCUGUUAAUUAUCAGCCUCAAAAGAUAGAUAAAAGUAAAGUGAAUUCCAAUGCUACAAUGCAGGGAGAAUCUUCUGCUCUUGGCCUAUUGGCUUUGAAUUAUGGAAAUUCAUCCGACUCUGAGGAAGACCAGGAUGAACCAGAUGUAUCAGACCAUGCUAUUGACAUGCCAACCUGCUCAUCAGAAAAUAAAUAUAAGUAUCAGAAUUGUGCUUUGCCUUCUUUCAAGCAAGAGUGUCAUCAUGAUGAAACUGUUAGUCACACUCUAUCUUUAGUAACGCUUGAUUGUGGAGAUAAAGUUUCUCUUCAAACUGAUGAUUGCCAUAAAGAACAUGGAGAUAGAGCGGGCAAUUUCAAGGAUGGAACUCCUGAUUGCUUUCUUGACUUUGGAACAGAUAAUAUGGAACCUAAUGGUUCGGAGUGUAGAUUUGGAGAUGCAGUGUCAAUUUCACAUAUAAAUUCAAAUUGUUCCCCAGCUGUCCAUGAUACAGAAAAAAUGAAGUUUAGAAGAGUUGUUCCAAGAGGGAACGGGGAUAUGCCAUUUGCCCAAAGAUCUGAUGAAGAUUCUUCUCGUAUGCACGUCUUCUGUCUUGAGCAUGCUGUAGAAGUGGAACAGCAAUUUCGUUCAAUUGGAGGAGUGCAUAUAUUGCUUCUCUGUCAUCCAGAGUAUCCCAGGCUAGAAGCUGAGGCAAAGUUAGUGUCUGAAGAACUGGGAAUUGACCACCUCUGGAAUGAUAUUGCUUUCAGGGAUGCCACCAAAAAUGACGAGGAGAAUAUCCAAUCUGCCCUGGAUAGUGAGGAAGCAAUACCAGGGAACGGGGACUGGGCUGUAAAGCUGGGGAUCAAUCUUUUUUACAGUGCCAGUCUCAGCCAUUCUUCUCUUUAUAGUAAGCAGAUGCCAUACAAUUCUGUUAUAUACAAAGCUUUUGGUCGUGUUUCUCCAGCUAGCUCUCCCACAAAGUUAAAUGUAUAUGGAAGGAGGUCUGGCAAGCAGAAAAAAGUGGUGGCUGGGAGAUGGUGUGGGAAAGUUUGGAUGUCAAAUCAAGUUCAUAAUUUCCUAUUGAAAAAUGCUUCUGAGGAUCGGGAUCAAGAAGAAGAGCAAGACGGAAGUUUUCAUGGUUGGAAAAUGCUGGAUGAGAAGGUCGAGAGAAAGCUACAAAACUUCUACAAGACUGAAACUGCCUUGGCGGCCGCAAAAUCUGUGAGGAAGAGGAAAUUGACAACGGUGACUAGGCCAAUUAAAAAAGUCAAAUCUCCAGAGACAGAAGCUGCUGCUUCAGAUGAUUUAGAAGAGGAUGUUUCUCAUAAGCAGCACACAAAAGUUUAUAGUAGGAAGCAAACCAAACACAUUGAGAGGGAAGUUUCAUAUGAUUCAUUGGAUAAUUCUCAUCAGCAGCAUGGGAAAACUCAUAGAAUCAAACAGGCAAAAUCUGUUGAGAGAGAUGAUGCAGUUUCAGAUGAUUCAUUGGGAGGUAAUACUCAUCAGCAGCAGCAUAGAAGAAUUCUGAGAAGCAAGCAGGUCAAAUAUAUUGACAGUGAAAAUGAUGUCUCAGAUACUUUAAUAGGGAGCAAUUCCCAAAAGCAACAUAGCAGAAUUCCUAAACCUAGAAGCAAGCAAGUCAAAUAUAUUCGGAGGAAAAGUGAAAUUUCAGAUGAUUCCCUGGAAGGAGAUAUUAAUGAGUGGCACGGGAGGGGUCCUAGAAGCACACAAGCUGGGUUUUAUGGGAGGGAAGUAGCAGUUUCAGAUGAUUCACUUGAGGAGAGUUCUCAUCGGCCACUAGGAACAGUUCGCAGAAGCAAACAAGCUGCAUAUUUUGAGAGUGAAGAUGCACUUUCAGAUGAUUCAGUGGAAAACAGUUCCCUUCAGCAGAAUAGGAGGGUUUCUAGAGGCAGUCUAGCCAAAUAUUUUGAGAGGGAAGACGAAGUUUCAGAUGACAUGCUGGAGGAAAAUACCUUUCAGCAGUGCACAGGAUCUCACAGGAGCAGGAAAAAGAAAUUUGUUGACAGGGAGGGUGAGGUUUCCGAUAACCUACUGGAUGAAAGCACACAGCUGCAGCACAGGAGGAUUUUUAGAAGCAAGCAAGGUAGAUUUGUUGAGAGGGAAGAUGAAGUUUCAGAUGAUUCGUUGGAGGACAAUUCUCAGCAGCAACGAAGAAUUCCUACAAGCAAAAGGGCCAAAUUUGUUGAGAGUGAAGAUGCAGUUUCAGAUGAACUGGAGGAUGAUACUCAUCUUAAGCAUUGGAGAAUUCCUAGAAGCAAGAAGGCUAAAAUUAUGGAGAGGGAAGCUUGCUCAGAUGAUUUGCAGGAGAAUGAUGCUCAAUGGCAGCCUAGGAAGACUCCUAGAGGCAAGCCGGUCAAAUUCAUUGAGAGGGAGGAUGUAUCAGAUGAUCUGGAGGAGGCAACCCAUUGGCAGCAAAGAAAGACCUCUCGACACAAACCGGUCACAUCUUUUGAAAGGGAAGAUGUUUCAGAUGAUCUACAAGAAGAAAAUACACGUUGGCAGCCAAGGAAGACUACUAGAGGCAAGCAAACCAAAUUUUUUGAGAAGGAGGAUGUUUCGGAUGAUCUGCAAGAGGAUGAUACUCGUUGGCACCCAAGCAAGACUCCUAAAAGCAAGCAAGCCAAAUAUGCUGAAUUGGAAGAUGCAGUUUCAGAUGAUUUGCUGGAGGAUAAUUCAACUAAGCAGCACCGGAGGAUUCUAAGAAACAAGCAGAAAUCAGGGACCCUUGGCAAAGUGAAUCGAGAGAGUAUUCAGCAUGUGAAACAAGGGACCGCUCGAGCAAAAAAGAAAGAGAAUUCUAAGUCAAUCAAGAAAGAGAAGGAAGUGAAGCAAGAGAAUCCUGGAUUUCGGAAUAGUAAAAGUGGCAGACUAUUUGAGUCACAUGUUGAAGAGGAGGUGGAAGGUGGCCCUAGCACACGCCUUAGGAAGAGGCCCUCAAAAGCAUCAAAAGAAUCAGAAACAAAGCUAAAGGAGAAGCUGCAAAGCAAUAAGAAAAAAGUGAGGGGCAGUGCUUCAGCAGUCAAGCGGGCGAGUGGCCAGAAAAAUAAUAAGGAUGAGGAUGCAGAAUAUCAGUGUGAUAUUGAGGGGUGCACCAUGAGUUUUGGCUCAAAACAAGAGCUAGCAGUACACAAAAGAAAUAUUUGUCCAGUCAAGGGGUGUGGUAAGACUUUCUUGUCACACAAAUAUUUGGUGCAGCACCGCCGAGUCCACCUGGAUGAUCGCCCCCUUAAGUGUCCCUGGAAGGGCUGCAAGGUGACAUUCAAAUGGGCAUGGGCAAGGACCGAACACAUUCGUGUUCACACAGGUGCCCGUCCUUAUGUGUGUGCCGAGGAAGGCUGUGGGCAGACAUUCAGAUUUGUUUCAGAUUUCAGUCGUCAUAAAAGGAAGACUGGUCAUUCGGUGAAGAAAAGCAGGAAUUGAUUUAGAGAAAAAAAAUGUACUUUUUGUUCUUGUUUAACAUUGCUAGUUGCAACUGUUGCUCAAUUGACAGGGUAGAAAACUAGGUUGAAGGAUAGGGUUAGAAUUCCCCUGUAAUUGUCAUUCAUAUUAACAUUAUUUCUCUGUUAUGAUGGGUCUUAAUUAGCCCCAUUUAUUUACUUGCAAUCUGACCAAUUGCUUGGCUCUUGAAAUA